AUGCUCGUCGCUUUUCCAGCACCCGUUCUUUCUGUCACGGCGGACGCUGUUAGGGAGCUUGAAGGGGGCGAGGCUUUGGCUGGCUUGUGGACGCUAUUUACGAAAUGCAAAGAAUCACUCAAAGACGGGCGUCGACUCGAGAACAUGUCUUGUAGGCUUUGGUAUCGCGAACUGAUGUUGGCCGGUCCACCAUCAGAGAAGAAGAAGCACCCAGUCGAGAGAGAUGGAGAUGUAGAUCAUCGUCCGCUUACCCCGACUUUGGAUGUGGAUGAGAGGGCUUCCCUGCCACAUAUACCCAUCCCACCGACCCGCAAGCCGUCUUCAAUACGGAGAUCCGGCUCCGUUAUCCGAUGA
Molecule: messenger RNA, 354 nt
Organism: Laccaria bicolor S238N-H82
Lineage: Eukaryota; Fungi; Basidiomycota; Agaricomycetes; Agaricales; Hydnangiaceae
Exons: 3
Coding region: 1-354 (117 amino acids)
Biological process (GO): mitochondria-nucleus signaling pathway; regulation of nitrogen utilization; negative regulation of transcription by RNA polymerase II
Cellular component (GO): cytoplasm
Source: RefSeq, a predicted model, not a curated record